UGAUGAUAAGUACGGAACUGAAGUAGAGGGGAUUUAUUAAUAUCUAAACCUAAUGUCUACUAUUUUCUUCAUUUGGCUAUAUUUUAUAGUUAAUCCAAGCAUAGUGAAUCGAAAACAUUAAUUUUAAUCUUUAACUUAAUUUGAAUUUUAAGCUUUUUUAAUUUUUUAAUAUCCCAAGUUAUCAGCAGUGAUUGAUUUUCGUUGCUAUAGCAGCUGUUGCCAUUUAUAUAUUAUAAAUAAAUAAAGUUAUUGAAUCUAUUGUCAUAAAGGAGUAUUUUUAUUAUCACUUAUAAAAAUGGCACAAGAAGUUGAAGAAACUAUGAAACGAAUUCAAUCUCAUAAAGGUGUUGUUGGAACAAUCGUUGUGAAUUCAGAAGGUAUACCAAUCAAAUCAACACUAGAUAAUACAACAACAGUACAAUAUGCAGGAUUAAUAAGCCAACUUUCUGAUAGAGCAAGAGCUGUAGUUCGAGAUUUGGAUCCGACAAAUGAUUUAACAUUUUUACGUAUUCGGAGUAAAAAGCAUGAAAUUAUGGUAGCACCAGAUAAAGAAUUUAUUUUAAUUGUCGUACAAAAUCCAGUGGAUUGAAUUUAUUUUAAAAUGUGAUGAGUAAAAUAAUCUGUUUUUUAUUCCCAAAUCAAAUCAAGAAAUUAUUCAUAGAAAUUUUAUUACAAAAAACGAUAUUUAUUUGUUUUUAUCAGUGUUGACAGAUUUUUAUCGCUUGAUUUUUUCAUUAAAUUUUUUUAUAUUGAUAAUGAUGUAAUUAUAAAAUGUCAUGGUUAUUUAUUACAAUAUAAAAAUUAAUUUAACGUAACGUAAUAAAAUAAUUAAGUAAUUAUA
Chelonus insularis is the source of this 841-nucleotide messenger RNA. It is a transcript of the gene robl, whose product is annotated as roadblock. The transcript is spliced from 3 exons. Gene Ontology annotation, cellular component: cytoplasm; cytoplasmic dynein complex; centrosome. Gene Ontology annotation, molecular function: dynein intermediate chain binding. NCBI's taxonomy places the organism in Eukaryota, Metazoa, Arthropoda, Insecta, Hymenoptera, Braconidae. Gene Ontology annotation, biological process: microtubule-based movement. The record is from RefSeq and is a predicted model, not a curated record. The coding region runs from base 296 to 589 and encodes 97 amino acids.